Micropterus salmoides (largemouth bass) is the source of this 1924-nucleotide messenger RNA. Its product is annotated as zeta-sarcoglycan-like. Gene Ontology annotation, cellular component: sarcoglycan complex; sarcolemma. Lineage: Eukaryota; Metazoa; Chordata; Actinopteri; Centrarchiformes; Centrarchidae. The transcript has 9 exons. Gene Ontology annotation, biological process: heart contraction; cardiac muscle tissue development. The record is from RefSeq and is a predicted model, not a curated record. Bases 530 to 1288 code for a protein of 252 amino acids.
UCCUCGGACGGGAUCACCUGAGCCCUCCUAUCUCAAUUAGACGGGAGCCAGUUUGCGCUGCAGUUACGGUUCGUAGUACGGCUUAAAAAUACCACGAAAGUAUAGUUAAUAUGUAAGAUUAAAAAUAAUCCCUCAUGCCUUAAACCCCCAAUACAUGGGAUAUAUGAAUUUUUUUUUCUGAAUGGGAGUGAAGAAGUGCAGCUAGCUCGCGCGGCCGGGCUGAAUCUCGUGCGUUUGCCUUUUUUGAACUUCUUGGAAAUAUGUAACUGACGGAUGAGACUUUAACAUGGAGCAGUCGGCAACUCUCGACAUAGAGACGCUGAAGGCUCAGAGCUUGAUGAAUUACUCUACUGGUUCAAUUUCUGGAAGUGUGUAAGGCCAGCGUGCACAGAUUACCCAGGAGCAGUUUAUCCUCGCAUCCCAAUCUCUGCACCUCCAGCGACCGGGCUGUGAUGCCGUGUACCCGGUGGGCCUGUACGGCUGGAGGAAAAGAUGCCUGUAUUUCUUCCUCCUGCUGCUGCUGGUCACCAUGAUAGUUAACCUGGCCCUCACUGUCUGGAUCAUGAAGGUCAUGAAUUUCUCAGCGGAUGGAAUGGGAAAACUUCAGUUGAAUCAGGAUGGGAUUCGCCUGGAGGGAAUCUCUGAGUUCCUCCUGCCUCUCUACGUGAAUGAGAUCCAGUCCAGAAGGGACAGCUUUUUGGUCUUGCGGUCAGAGAAGAACGUAACGCUGAACGUCAGGAACGACCAAGGCCAGCUGACCGGUCAGCUCACAGUAGGACCUGAGGCUGUGGAGGCCCAGUGUCAGAGGCUGGUGGUACGCAGUAAAGACGGAGGCAGACUGUUGUUCACUGCAAAUGAGGAGGAGGUCAUCAUGACAACUGAAAAGUUCACCGUCACAGGCUCGGAAGGUGCUGUGUUCGGCCAUUCAGUAGAAACUCCCGUCAUCCAGGCGACAGCUUCUGAAGACCUGAAGCUGGAGUCUCCAACACGGACCCUGACCAUGGAAGCUCCCAGAGGGGUGGAAGUGAGCGCUGCCAAGGGGACGCUGAAGGUCAGCAGUCGAAAGGACCUACAGCUGGAGUCCACAGAAGGAGAGAUACUUUUAGACGCCAACACCAUUCAGCUGGGUAGCCUCCCGCUCGGCAUCUACACAGCGACAUCCAGCGACGCCUCAAAAGAACAGGCAGUAUACGAGGUGUGCGUCUGCCCCAGUGGCAAGAUCUACCUCUCUCCGGCAGAGAGCAGCUCCACCUGCCAGGCCAUGAGCAACAUCUGCCUCUGGAGCUGACCUGGGAGCAGUGUCGGCCAUUGGAGACCACUUUUUUUUUUUUUUUUAACAUCUACUCUGGAGCUGCCCAGAUUCAGACUCCUCCGUUGGUACAUUUAACAGAGCGUAGAACACAUCACAGCGGAGCUGGAGCUCAAACUCUUCACUGUCUGAGUUCAGUUAGCACAGAAGCAUCCAAGUCCACCGCCUGCAGUGGUCUGCUGGAGGUCAGGACUCUGCCACGGACAGUGUUUGAGGAAUGGCAGUCAGAGCAGUCUGAAAUCAGGAAUAUCUCAUACAAACAGGAACACUUCCACUACCUUAUAUUAGAGCCAGAGGAUACACCCUUUAUUUUUCUACUUUAAGUUCAUUGUAGACAUGCUGUCUGUUUUGAAGUUUCAGAGAGAAUCGAUGAGGAAAGGUAAAACACAGGUGCCUUCAGCUUUAAAAGAAGUCAUAUUGUGACUAAUGAUGUACCUGUCUGUUCAAACGGAGAGAGAUAUUUAAGGGUUUUAACGUAACGAUGGUAGGAACACAAUUAAGCACAAUUCUGUCAUGUUUUUUUUAAUAAUCUUAAUAGAUAUAUUAGGUUUUCCCCACUAAGUGAGUGGCUGUUUCGUUUGAAAUUAAACAUGUUUUUAUGUGGCACACAUUGUA